GUGCGUGUAAGGUCUUACGUCAUUAUCAACAAUAUUACUACGGGGCAACCAGUAAUAUGUUGCACUAUUAAUGCUUGAAACACUUUUCGUAUGUGACCAUAACCAAUAAUUAGUUUUCGGAUAACUUGACCUAUCAUUUCUCUUGAACUCUUUAUCCUUUGUAGGAAACUAAUGGCACGUGUGCUGCUGGUAAAGCCGGACAUGCGUACCCUUAACACCUGGUGUCAUGACUGGUUUUCAUUGAUCCAUUCAUAACAUUGUCACCGCUAUUUUGCCUUUUGCGCCCAAUACAAUCUGUUUCAGUACAUAACCGAGAUUAGUUAUUCUCUGACAUUUUAUAUUACACCCAUGUCUGUAAAUCACAAGUUCGCCGAAGCCGAAGAGAUUGUACAUGUCGUAGUCACAUGGUGUAAGCAACUUCAGAUUUAUGGUGGAGAAUGUAGCGACAGGAUCAUCUAGGUUUGACGGUGACGACUCGCCUGAAAGAGCGGUCUUAUUCAUUCAUUUCUUUCCUCGAUUCUGGGAAAAGAGAGUUUCACUGGAUCAGCUGUGAAGAUAGAAGGCGGCUAUGUGUAAGGGAGAGGGAAGACUGAGAUCAUGACUGUCGAUACACGCCGGGAAGACAGAGUUAAUGGCUGUUCACCUAAGGCUUGAUGAAUAUAUUUUCUACGCAGGUCUUCCACAGUACCUCGACAGUUGACAUAAUGGUGAAGACCACCUCUGUGAUGCCCGCGGUGAUUGCCUGCAUUCUCCUUGGUAUCUGUUGUGUGAGGUCAGCAUAUGGACAAUGUGGAGACCACUGCCUCGACUGUAAGCAUGGUACCUGCAGCGAGUGUAUAUAUGGAUGGUACGGUACUGAUUGCACGAAAUCUUGUCAAGGGUGCUGGUACGAUAGAUGUGAAAGAGACACAGGGAGAUGUGUACAGUGUUCGCCUGGAUACUACUCUAAUGCAUGUAAUAAAGGAUGUCCACUUGACUGUCGUGAAAGCUAUGAUGGGGACAGGUACUGUGACCGUGACACAGGGGGGUGCCUAGAGGGGUGUGUCCCUAGGCGGUGGGGACAUCAGUGUGAGAGAGUCUGCAGCAGCACCUGUGAGGAGUCCGUAUGUGACCAGGAUGAAGGAACAUGUCUUCUUGGUUGCACCGAUGGAUGGUUCGGCCAGUUGUGUGAUACACCAUGUCCAGAAAACUGUCUUGGAAACAGGUGUAACCUAUUUCAAGGAUAUUGUGGUCGCUGCAAGCCAGGGUUUAUUGGGAGAAAGUGUGAUAUACAGUGUAGGAAUUGUGCAGACAAUACUUGCACCUACAACGAACUGCUCUCAUCUGUUAGUUGUACCAGAGGAUGCGUGAAGGGAUGGACGGACGAGGACUGUCAGUCCCCUUGCAGCAACAGAUGUCUUGACGAGGACUGCAACAUCAAUGGCACAUGCAAGAGAUGUCCAGAUGGAUAUUAUGGUGACAUUUGUACUGUGGCAUGUGAACAAUCUUGCCUAAAAUGUGAGCAGAUAUCCGGAGUAUGUACUCUCAAGCAAAGUCGAGAAAUUCGUCCAAAGGAGGACUCAUAUGACUUGCCCACCACGCCCAUAGUACUGCUGUCACAUGGUUCCCGGAUCACCUGUCCACGGAUCUGGAUGUGCAUGUUAGCAACGAUAUGCUACGGACUCAGUUACGGAUGGGGUUGAAAUGAACUACUUCUAAACAGGAUUCCGUUAAAUGUUGUUGGAUCGUGUUUAUGGAAUUUGGAAGUUUAAAUUUCAAUGAUUGUUAUUUGGGGAUUUCCCAAUAAAAAAUAAAAAUAAAAGAUAUAUCAUAUCAUAUCAUAUCAUAUCAUAUUUUGACAGACAGAAUUUUAUUCAGUAAAGAAGGCCACAUGACCCAUAGUUACAAUAUAUUUUGGAUACGCUCUAUUAGCUAAUAAACCUCAAUAUAAAUAUAGAAACAGAUAGCAUACUGACAGUGAUGGGAUUAUAUAAAGUGUUAUAUAAAUCUGACAAACUAAGAUUUUCCAGACGCUUCAGUUAGUUGUUUUCUUUUCUUAGUACAGUGAACCCUGAAACAUUUCAAAUAGUGAUAACUGUAAAAAUACUAGACAUCCCCUCUGAUACUGAAAAUGGUAUAUAGAAAUCUAGAGAAAUAAUAUAAAAUCUCACUUUGAUCUGAUGUACACAACAUAUUUAUAGUAACAAAUGAUUUAUUCUUUUUUCUCAACUCCUCUAGAAAAACCUUUCGGCUAUCUUCAUACCUAGGACAUUGAAAUAUAAUAUGAUUUUCAUUCUCAAGAACAUUACAAAAAACCCAAAUUGCUUCUUUAUCCUCUUUAACACAUUUACCUUUUCUAACAUUCUGGAUUCCAAAUGAAUUAAAACCACUUCUGAAUUUUAACAACGCUCUUCUAAAUUUAGUUACAUUUAUACAAACCACAUAUUUUUCACAUUCUAACAAAGAUUUAAAUGAGGAACAAAAAACAAGAACUUUCUUUUGUUCCACAUCUGAAUGCCAAUCCUGUGUUGCACAAUCCAACACUCUUUGCUUAAAUAUGUUUAGAAAUAACUGUUCAUCUCCCACUUCAUGCGAUACCCAUACUACUCCAAAA
Molecule: messenger RNA, 2593 nt
Organism: Haliotis rufescens (red abalone)
Lineage: Eukaryota; Metazoa; Mollusca; Gastropoda; Lepetellida; Haliotidae
Product: platelet endothelial aggregation receptor 1-like
Exons: 6
Coding region: 654-1682 (342 amino acids)
Molecular function (GO): scavenger receptor activity
Source: RefSeq, a predicted model, not a curated record